AUGGAUGAAACGAAGUCAAAAUCACAUCCAGAAGACUGCUUGGAGACAAACUAUGUGGAUCCAAUGAUUGCUCUGCUUAUACCGAAGCCAAAAAUGACUCUUGGAGAACAUUUUGACCGAAAUACUGACAAGAUUCAAGACAAAGGUUGUUGUCUUCGUUUUGAUAAUGCAUGCUGUUCAAUGCUCGGUCGAUGGUGGAAUGUUCGUUAUAAAUGGCAACGUGAAGUUGUUCGCUUUGUCGAACAACCACUUUUCCACAUAAUUGUCAUUGCACUCGUACUCAUCGAUUGUUUUAUUAUGAUAACUGAGUUUAUUCUUGAUUUUAUCAAACUUAAAAAAUCAUGCGACUCAAAACAUAUUAAUCAUACCACUGAACAUAAUGGACAAAUGUAUGAUCAGAUAGAGUUUAUUGCCGAAAUUCUUGACUAUUGCUCUCUGGCACUGUUGGUUGUAUUCGUCAUUGAAGUGCUUAUCAAAGUUUAUGCAUUCGGACGACAUUGGUGGAAUUUUCAUGAGAAAAAAAUGGAAUGGUUGGACGCCACUAUUGUUAUUGCUUCUUUCAUUAUCGAUCUAAUUACCAUGCAUAGAGACAAUGUCUUCGCUGGCAUACCUUUACUUUUUAUUUCUCUUCGUCUAUGGCGUUUUAUUGGAAUCAUCAAUGAUGUGGCUCAGACCAUCCGAUCUCAAGAUGAAAAUAAGAAGAAACAUUUGUCUACUAAUUAUCAUGAUGUGAUUGAUGUUCUCUUGACCAUUUCGGAAAAAAAGACAGUUAUGCUCUCGGAAUUUGGUCAUGGAAUGACACCAGACAAUUCUGACAACGUUCUUAAAAAUUUUGAAACAAUUGAUGAAUCGUGUCGUACAAUUCUUGGACAUUGUCCCUACCCAUCGUCGUUAGAUUCGAUUACGGAGAUGAAUCAUCAUUUACUCGGUACAAUAGGAAGGCUCCGAUUGAUAUUAUUUACAAUUAGUUCAUCAUCUAACAAGAAUGUCGACAACUAA
Messenger RNA from Rotaria sp. Silwood2, 999 nucleotides. NCBI's taxonomy places the organism in Eukaryota, Metazoa, Rotifera, Eurotatoria, Philodinida, Philodinidae. The record is from the annotation of a GenBank genome assembly.